UGCUAACUUCACAUUGGUUUUUAAAACGAGUGCGACAAAGAUGACGUAAACGUCAAAUAGGUUAUGAACAAGGUAAUAAGCAUUUCUAAAUCAUAAAAUGGAUUUUUGGAGUGAUACUCUUAAAAAGCCGGUAAAUAUAGUUGCCCCAAUGGUGGACGCAAGCGAAUUACCAUGGAGGUUAUUAUGUCGACGUCAUGGUGCGCAAUUAUGUUACACCCCUAUGUUACAUAGCGCGGUAUUUUGCAAAGAUCCCAAGUAUCGCAAGGAGUCUUUAGCUUCUUGCGGUGAAGAUAACCCUUUGAUAGUCCAAUUUUGUGGUAACGAUCCGAAGAUAAUGCUUGAAGCUGCUUUGUUAGCAGAAGAACAUUGUUGUGCAAUUGACAUAAAUUUAGGAUGUCCCCAGGCAAUAGCUAAAAGAGGACACUAUGGAUCUUUUUUGCAAGACGAGUGGGAAUUGUUACAUGAAAUGGUGUCGACGUUAAGUAAAUCAUUAAAAGUUCCUGUAACUUGUAAAAUUCGAGUUUUUGAAGAUAUGGAGAAAACUGUUAGAUAUGCAAAAAUGUUGGAAAAUGCUGGUUGUAAAAUGUUAACUGUUCAUGGGAGAACUAGGGAACAAAAAGGACCUUUAACUGGGUUAGCUAAUUGGGAUUAUGUUAUUGCAGUGAGAGAAGUUGUUAAUAUUCCUGUUAUUUCAAACGGAAAUAUACAAUGCCUACAAGAUAUUCAUCGUUGUCUUGAAUAUACAGGUUGUGUUGGUGUUAUGACUGCUGAAGGAAACUUACACAACCCAUUUUUAUUUGAAAAUACAUCACCACCAGCUUGGAUACCUGCCAUGGAAUAUUUAGAAUUAGUUGAUAAAUAUCCUUGCCCAUUUUCCUAUAUACGCGGACAUUUAUUUAAAUUAUUUCAUCAUGUUUUAUCAAUUUCCUCCAACAAUCAACUUAGGAUACGAUUAGGUGCUGCAAAUACAUUAGAUCAAUUUAAAUGUAUAGUUAGUGAAUUAAAAGAUUUAUAUCAACCUUAUCAUGAUGGUAAAUUAGUUUGGGAUGAAACCCAUGAAAAGGGAAGUUUUAAUUUGAUUUUACCUCCAUGGUUGUGCCAGCCUUAUGUGCGAUUACCGCCUGAGGAGCAUUUGAAAAAAGUUGAGGAAAAGAAGGCUAAUGAAGAUUUGAAUAGUAAAAGGCAUUAUGAAGAUUCUGAUGGUAAUUUAAUAUCGAGGAAGAAAAUGAAAAAAUUAAGGAGGAUUAAUAGGCGACCUCCAAAACCUGAAAAUUGUUCAUUUAGAAGUAUGGAUCUUUGUCCUUUAUGUAAAAUAAAUCCUUUGGGAUCCAAAUGCCUAAAUAAGCUCUGUAAAAAAUGCUGUAAAGAUAAAUGCUUUUUAGAAGAAUUGGAUUGUCCUGGACACAGAGUGUUAAUAAAAACAAAACGGGAAUUGGCAAGAUUAAAAUUCACCAAUCUAACUUAAAUAAAUUAAAUUUUUAUGAAAAUUAAAAACUUUUUAUAUAAAAAAAAUAAAUAAAGUCUAAAUCAA
Onthophagus taurus is the source of this 1531-nucleotide messenger RNA. It is a transcript of the gene Dus1, whose product is annotated as Dihydrouridine synthase 1. The record is from RefSeq and is a predicted model, not a curated record. NCBI's taxonomy places the organism in Eukaryota, Metazoa, Arthropoda, Insecta, Coleoptera, Scarabaeidae. Gene Ontology annotation, molecular function: tRNA dihydrouridine synthase activity; flavin adenine dinucleotide binding. Gene Ontology annotation, biological process: tRNA processing.